Messenger RNA from Rubroshorea leprosula, 683 nucleotides. The record is from the annotation of a GenBank genome assembly. NCBI's taxonomy places the organism in Eukaryota, Viridiplantae, Streptophyta, Magnoliopsida, Malvales, Dipterocarpaceae.
AUAGGUCAUCAAUGGAUAUUUUUGUUGAGAUAAAUUAGAGUUAUAUUUGUUGUUCUUUCUACGAACUCAUCAAUGGAUAUUUUUCUUACAAAUAAAAUAUCCUGCAAGCAUCCUAAAAUUGAGGGUCUAUGGAGCUAGGAGAGAGAUGACCCAAGAUUACAUCCUUAAGAAAGGUUUCUGUUGUCAUGGCUGAAGUAACUGCUUGUUUUGAUGGCUCUGACAUUCAGAGUGGUACAUUGUUUACCAUAACCAGUUCACUUGGCUGUUUAUUGCUGCUGUUAGACACUUGGGCACUUGUUGAUGCUACUGCAGAAGGAUAUAAUUAAUUGACGCAAGCUGCUUGUUCUUGGAGAUGUUAAUCAACAAAGGUUGUCUGGAUAAAGUUCCUCUUUGAACCAACAAAGAAUGACUAUUGCCUUGGAAACAAAUUUUUGAGCUGCUUUCACUGUUGGGCAGUAUGUGCGGUCACCAUAGGAGAUGAUGCUGUGAUCUUAGCUUUCAGAGCUGUUGAUGAUGUGAAGAGAAAGUUGAUGCCUUAAUUUCAGCCUCAGUCCAUCCUGAAAUGCAGAAAUUAAUUUGUGCUUACGUACUGGCUUUGGGGUUUGGGUUUGUAUUGGUUAUGUUCAUUUGCUUCUUAUUUUGAGAUCCUUGGUGUAAGGUAUAAGGGAUGCCUUAUUUUGUUU